GGUAUACUGUCGAAGAUCACUGCUCAGUGAAAAGAGUUCUGGCUGAAAUCUGGCAGGCCCAGAAUUUCUAGGCCUACAACUCUAACGUUAGUUCUACAUUUUCUGUCCAGUGAAAUAUCGGGGCUGAUAUUCAGGAGAAACGGAACAUGGAGAGGAUGUAAAACCCACAUACCAGUACAUACGUGUAUAAAAGUCAGUGAAGAACUGCAUCAUCCUUGAAGAUAUCACCCCAGAGUUCUGAUUGCUGAGACCAUGUACAUGAUGAUGGUGAUGAUAAAAAGGACCAGCUAAGAUGGUAAAGUGAGUGGUUUAUCAAGACCCGGACAGACUUCAAACUCCAUAGUGGAGGGCCGUGAUGGUGGCAAGCAACAGUCAUAUUAAAAGCAGCUACCAUCUCACAUACAAGACCGGAGUGAUGCUGUCAUUUGGCUAGUCCUAAGAGGAACGCCGAUCGUGCUUAGAGGUGGGAUAAAGUACAUGUAAAUCUUUGUCCAGUUGGGAGAGGAAGAGGAGUCCGUAAUGACGACGUUAUCAGACAUUUCACGCGAGAACCUGACCACGUACAAGCUGGUGGUGGUCGGGGAUGGAGGCGUGGGCAAGAGCGCCAUCACAAUUCAGUUCUUCCAAAAACUCUUUGUAGCGGACUACGAUCCAACCAUUGAGGAUUCUUAUAUUCAGCACACCGAGAUCGAUGGGGAUUGGUGUAUUUUAGAUGUGUUGGAUACAGCUGGUCAGGAGGAAUUUUCAGCAAUGAGAGAGCAAUACAUGAGGACGGGUGACGGCUUCCUGCUGGUUUAUUCAGUCACCGAUAGAGCAAGCUACGAGAACAUGAAAGCUUUCCAUACUCAGAUACUCAGAGUCAAAGACAAAGAUUCAUAUCCAAUGAUCCUGGUCGCCAACAAAGUUGACCUCGUCCAUCAGAGGAAAGUUACAGAGGAAGAAGGAAAGAACGUAGCUGCAGAACUAGGGCAUAUUCCAUAUAUUGAAACAAGUGCAAAAGAUCCUCCUAAGAACAUUGACGCAGCCUUCCAUGAAGUAGUAAGAGUUAUCAGGAGACAGCCUGUGGAAUCAAAGAAGAAACGCAGAAGUGGCUCCACUUGUGUUCUAUUGUGACAUGGUUGUCAAGCUGGCAGCCAAUGGACUUGUGAAGGAGAAAGUUUCUUUUUGUUGUAAGUCUGAUACCAGAUGACAAAAUCUCCAAUGUCAUUAUUGAUUGAUGAAGCGCAUGCAAGAAAAGGCACAAUUGCUGAGGAACUGGAUGGCCUUGGAUAUGUUGUGUCUAAAUAACUGAUCAGUAAAACUCCAGGAUCGGAGGUUGUGUCAUGUUAAGUUACAACUCAGUAGGUUCAAAACCUGAAUCCUGCUUUACAUGUUACUUAAACUGUGGCUUUGAUUUAGCUUUGGAUAGCCAAACAUGGCACCAAUAUCUAACAGUAAAUGUUCAAUAUACCACCUCAUAUUACACUCAUUCAAUCAAGAAUUCUAUGAACGAUACCAAGGACAGUCCUUUCACCAUUUCAAACAUAAAUAAUACAGUUUUGAAGUGUUUGAGUAGGCAGGGCUUACAUGACAGGUGAAUGAAAAAAAAAGUUGAGAAUAAGGGACCUUCUGUUUCACCUGUAAGUCUAAUCAUCAGGGACCUAUUUCAUAAAGACUGAACUAUGUAAAACUAUGGUAACUUUGCCAUUACGGCAACUGCCAUGGAAACCUUGAUUUUGAUUGGCCGUUGAACUGUGGUAGCUACCACAAUGGCAGAGUUCCAACAGUUGCAAGUCCUUUAUGUCAAGGGCUCCAGUAUUGUUAUUCUGAAGGUUGGUUACUCUGGAGCGUGCCUAUUUCAUAUACCAGGACAAUUAAUAAUCUGAAAAAAAUGGGUUUAAAAAUCAAAAUAUUUGUGACAUUAUUCAGAUCCGUAUGAAAAGAACAUUAGGUUUGUUAGUCCGAAAGUAUGGUCGUUCAAAAAUUAACAAAGGUUUGUUAGUUUGCAAAAUACUAGUAUACUUCACAAAUCUUAUUAUUGUACAAUUACUUGUAUUUUUUAUGUUACUAAGGCCCACACCCUGAACUAAAACACCUAAUGAUAGUUUUGAUACUUACUUAUGCAUAUAGCAGUCAUAUUGUAGGAAUUAAAAAAAAACCAUUAUGGACUAAGGAGCGAAUACUUGUUAAAAUAUCCUUCUUUUGUUUUGGUUCAAGUCUUUCUUCACACUUUAAGAUGAAAACAAUCCGUAUUCACCCAGGCACAAACAAAAAUAUAAUUUUGUUAAUUGUACUCGGAACUGGGCUAAUACACAAAAUGGAAACAAAUCUUUAAUUGACUUGAAAUAUUGAUGGAUUUAUCAGAAGUGCUUGAGCACCAAGGCAGCCCAGCUAAAGCCAGGGUAAUAAUAAUUGCAGGGCUAGCUGGGAGAACAGUUAUCAGAACUGAAGUGGCUACCCCAGUGGGUACAUCUGCCGUUAUUAUUAUUAUCAUCAUAAGUGUAUCUUUAGAUUCUCAUUGAACCAUAUAGGUAUUGAUGUACAUGUAUGCCAAAAGACACUAGACAUUUUAGGUGGCUUUUUAAUGCUGAGAACAUAUUCUUGUACAGUACGUAAUCUCCAGUUUUUUGGGAGGAAUUUCUCUGUUAACCCUAUGCAUAUAUAAAUUAAUUCCUAGUACAUGUACUGUAUAUAUGAUUAUGUUUUCUUUUAUAUACAUGUAUGUAUUUAUACAACUCUCUUUUUGAAUUGUAGAUUAUGUUAUUUAUAAAAAUAAAAGUAAUCUCUUAUAAUCUGAAACUAGGUAGAUUAUACGUUUUUAGUGCCUAAAUUUAUGUACGUGUAGCAUGUUGAAGGAAAUAGUUAUGGAACUUUUAUUGGGAAGGUUUUAGGAAAAAAAAUAAACAGUAUAAAUGUGUACAUUUUAAUAUAUGCUUACAUUAUAUUAUUAAGAUUUUAUAAUUUUGUUCUUAAAACAGUUCUUAUUUGUUUCAUUGAUACAUAUAUGUAAGGUGUAAUUUGAAUGUUCCCCUUUUUAAAACAUUGCUUAUUGUUAAAGGUGGAGCUAUGCAAUUUGUGAUAGCUUUAGGAGUCGUAUAUCAUCUCAAGUCUGGGGUAGAAUUGGGGUUUCGAGAUUUGUUUCAAGGUACUUUUGGUAGAAGACAUACCCAAAGGUGUUUUAAUUAUGAUGUUUGAAAAGUAUUCUUGAAUCUUGCAAAGUUGUGGCAUCUGAAACCUGUUUGAGAAAGUAACACAUUUCUGUAUAAUAGAAAAAUGAAAGGCUGUUUUGAAACAUGUCUGUGCUUUGACCACUCCCAUCCUUUUAGUUUUCAGAGAAAAUGUGCAUUCCGUGAAGUAUACAGCCACAUGUCAAAACAUGGCCUCCUGACCUCAGGUUUGCAGCUGUGCAGUGACAAGUGCUGUUUUCUGAAUGAGGAAACGUGACCUUUUAAGAAACACUUUUAGAAUGGCCUUAGGAAAAGCUUUUUAACAGUGGGUACAGAAAUGUGUUUCUAAAAAGAGAAGUUUAUAAAGGCAGUCGUAAGUUUCUGAUUAACUCAAUGUCAGAAAAUCAUAUCCUUCUUCUAGUACACAUCAUUGUGUUAUGUUGGUUUGCAAGGAACUAUUGUAACUGUUAAAUUCUGCACCAUGAUAUUUACGAUUUUAUGAUCAAUUCAUACUUAACUGCAAAUAAUUUACUGAUUGAUGAUGUGGAAAACGUUCAUCCUGGCGAUGGAUUGAGUAGAAAAAUAGUAAUCGCUUGUCUCACGAUGGAUCAAACAAUCUAUGAUCCAUCAUGAGACAACCGAUUACUCUUCUACUCAUUUUUUCUGAUUUUUAACAAUGUUUUCAAUAUUACUGCCUACAAGUAACAAGUUUCUGAAAUUGGUUCAUUCAAAGUUCAAACGAAAGCACCAUCUUUUAUAGACAGUGAGCAAUAUACAAAGUGGCACUUUUCUGGAUAAUAAUUCUGAAGUUGAAUGUUCAUAAUGCUGUCUGCUAUGCAUGGUAAUGAGUG
Lytechinus variegatus (green sea urchin) is the source of this 3997-nucleotide messenger RNA. Its product is annotated as ras-related protein M-Ras-like. Gene Ontology annotation, biological process: signal transduction. Gene Ontology annotation, molecular function: GDP binding; GTPase activity; GTP binding. The record is from RefSeq and is a predicted model, not a curated record. Gene Ontology annotation, cellular component: plasma membrane. Lineage: Eukaryota; Metazoa; Echinodermata; Echinoidea; Temnopleuroida; Toxopneustidae. The transcript has 6 exons. Bases 520 to 1113 code for a protein of 197 amino acids.